CUUUUCCUGGUAGAUGGACUGAAGACUUUUACCACAUUCCUUAAAACUGAAUGCAGUGAGGAAAACAUUGAAUUUUGGAUAGCCUGUGAAGAUUUCAAGAAAAGUAAAGACCCUCAACAAAUUAUCGUUAAAGCUAAAGCAAUAUAUGAGAAAUUUAUACAGAAUGAUGCUCCACAAGAGGUUAACCUUGAUUUUCACACCAAAGAAGUCAUUACCAAGAGCAUCACCCAACCUACCCUACACAGUUUUGAUGCUGCGCAAAGCAGAGUGUAUCAGCUUAUGGAACAAGACAGUUACACACGUUUUCUGAAAUCUGACAUAUAUUUAGACUUGACAGAAGGAAGACCUCAGAGACCAACAAAUCUUAGAAGACGAUCACGUUCAUUCACCUGUAUGGAGUUCCAAGAUGUAAAGUCAGAUGUUGCCAUUUGGUUAUAAAGAAAAUUAAUUGUGUUCAUUUUGGUGGCAAACCUGUAAUCUGCUUUUAAAAUAUAGCAUGUUUACUUCUAACAAAUGAGUACAUGUUUUAAAAUAAAAUGCAUUGUGUCAAAGGAUUUUAAAAAUGGAAAUCAAAACUUAACAUUAUGACAACACAUACUAUAUCUGCCAAUAUAUUCUGUAAAGCCUCCAUUUGACUUAAUUCCAGUCAUAAUCAGAAAAACAUAUUACUUAAUGGAAAGAAAGUAAAGAAGUAAUAAGAAUGUGUUAUAAGACCAUAAAGUUGAGUUAAAGUUAAGCUUUUGCAAAAUUGUCUAUACUUAGACCAUAUAUCUACUUUGGAUAAUUUUUCUACAUAUAAAAAAAGUCAAUGUUCAGAUAUUGUAUAUUCAGAACACAUUUUCCAUAAUGACAAAGACUCUUUCGAUCUCAGUCAUAGAGAGUAGAAGUGAUCUGGUUCUUAUAAUAGGAGAGGACAAUCAUUGUUCUUGGGUUACUAACCCUGGUUCAAGAAUAAACAAUGUAUCACUUCUAGUUAUAAGCCAGAAACAGGAUCUUUGGGGAAGACACAUUCACCUCUUUAGAACUUCCAGGUUAAACAUGACCCACAUUGAUAACUGAAAAUGGGAUCGACAUUUGGGUUCAUCCUUAAAUGAACAGAGGCUUACCCAGUAAGCGGAGCACAUUUCUAGUAGCAGUAGAAACCUGACCAUAUUAUAUAUAGCUCCAAGGUUGGGACUAGGAGCAUCUUCUCAUCUGCUAGCAGAAAUUGCUACUAAAGUAGUGGGCAAUUAGUAGUUUGGAUGAGGCCCAGAGGAGGUUUAUCCCAGAAGUAGUUAGGUUUCUUUUUUGGACUUUUAGGACUGGGAUAAGAAUUAGAAAUGAGAGGAGGUAAGAAACAAGGAGUCCAAGACUCGGGAGACUUGUGCAUCUGCUACAUUGUAUCCUGUAAAUAAAGUACUUCCCCAUUGAUUGUUUUUCUUCCAAGUCUCAUUGAGUCAUUUAAUACUAUAUCAUUCAAAUAAGAGUAUGUAGUAAGUAUAUAUGUCUCUGCUUUAGGGAAAUAUUUUAUUUUAAAUGUGUGUUGCAUGUAAAUGUGUGUAUUUAAAGAUGCCAUACAUUUGGCUGUGGCAAAUGUUAUUUUAGUUGAAAUGUAAAGUAUAAAAACUGCAGAUCACCCAUAGUAAUAAAUAUUUUUAACUUCUUCAUUCAUACAGUUAAUUUUUGUUUGGUCACUAAGUGCUCUUGCUGAUUGUUGAUUAUCCAUUCUGUCAUCAAACUACACACAGACGUAUUUUCUUAUUUUAGAAUGAUAUUGGGAUAGAAAGAAUUAAAGUGUUUUGUCACUGAUCUUAAUGCUAAUUCAAUUCUUUAUACUGUUAUAAAUAUGAUAACAAGGUAUCAUGCAUUUCAAAAACCAAUUAAGAAAGUGAUGUUUAA
Mustela erminea (ermine) is the source of this 1878-nucleotide messenger RNA. RefSeq names its product regulator of G-protein signaling 18-like. NCBI's taxonomy places the organism in Eukaryota, Metazoa, Chordata, Mammalia, Carnivora, Mustelidae. The record is from RefSeq and is a predicted model, not a curated record. The transcript has 2 exons. The annotation marks the transcript as partial.